Phaethon lepturus (White-tailed tropicbird) is the source of this 682-nucleotide messenger RNA. RefSeq names its product reprimo-like protein. The record is from RefSeq and is a predicted model, not a curated record. NCBI's taxonomy places the organism in Eukaryota, Metazoa, Chordata, Aves, Phaethontiformes, Phaethontidae.
AUGAAUGGAUCGUUUUUCAACCAGACUCUCCUAGAGCAGGGAGCUUACCCCAACAGGACCCAGGGCUUGGGGAUCCUCAUGGCCUGCUGCAACGGCACCGGCUGGGGUGGCUCCUCGGUCCUGGCACCUGACGAGAGGAGCCUCUACAUCACGCGGGUGGUGCAGAUCGCCGUCCUCUGUGUCCUCUCCUUGACUGUGAUGUUUGGCAUCUUCUUUUUGGGCUGCAACUUGCUCAUCAAGUCGGAGAGCAUGAUUAACUUUCUGGUGAAGGACCGAAGACCUUCCAAGGAUGUGGGAGCAGCAAUCAUGGGACUUUACUGAAGCCACCGGGCUUUUGUAGGCAAGUGAACUGUCUGGACCCGGUGCCAAGAUGCACAUUCCCAUGUGUUUGGGGCAGCUGGGGUGGGACUGGAAAGCGGGGGGAGGAUUCUUCUAAUGUGUCUGUGUCCAUGGGAGAGAAAACCUGUGCUUCCCAGUCAUCAAACUCUGUCGUGGUGAAUGGGGAAGUCUCCCCAGAGUUGUAUGAAGCACAAUGAAUGACCAGCAUCAUGUUGCAUGCAGAAAUGGCUUAACUUUUGCAUGAAACUUGCAGAAACAGUGAUAAUGUGCAGAUCUGGACUCUUCUCUGCUGUUACCUUGGAUACCACUACCUGGGAUUUAGGGCUAAAAAAAAAAAAAAGGG